CUUUAGAUAACGAGUUUGUUAUUAUCCUACUCAGCUCAAAGCUGAAAGCUUUCUCUCUCUGAAAAAUGUCGACCGUCUUCUUCUCCGUUUCGAAUUUCAUCUUCUUCUCAAAUCCAAACUACUCUGUUCGCUAUUCAAUUUCUCCUAAAGCGACGCCGUUUCGGCUCGUUCGGUCUCCGAGAAGGCUCGCGACUCCGGUGUUUUCGAAGUCGUCGGAGGCGGAGGAGGUCUCGGCGGCGCCGGAGGACGAGUGGCUGAAGAGGCUACCGGACAAGAAGAAGCCUUUGUACUCUCACAGUCUUCCUUGCAUUGAGGCCUGGCUGAGAAGCUUGGGGUUUUUCCAGAGCAGAGAGGACCGGGCGGUUUGGCUGAUCGAAAAGCCCGAGUGGCAUGCCCAGCUCUCUCUCGACGUUACCGAUCUCUAUGUCAGGUAUCUAAAGACCGGACCUGGAAAUCUUGAAAAGGAUAUGGAGAGGAGGUUUAGCUAUGCACUGAGCAGAGAGGACAUCGAAAAUGCAGUGCUUGGAGGUCCCUGAUAACAAGAAAUAGUAUUCUUUCUGGUAUUUGUUUUGCUUCUGAAGGCACUAAUUAACCUCAUUGGUUACUCCGUUAUUGUACUUGUGUGAAAGUUACUUUCUAAUCCUGUGAAAGUGCCCAUCAGCUUAUUAAUUAUAGAAUAUGUUUUUGGGUGAAAAGGGAUACUUGAACAUUGUCCUUUUAGAAGGCAGCUUUUUUAGGAAUAUGAUCUUUCUAUUUGUGCUA
Molecule: messenger RNA, 762 nt
Organism: Rosa chinensis
Lineage: Eukaryota; Viridiplantae; Streptophyta; Magnoliopsida; Rosales; Rosaceae
Exons: 2
Coding region: 66-536 (156 amino acids)
Source: RefSeq, a predicted model, not a curated record